Molecule: messenger RNA, 1856 nt
Organism: Triplophysa dalaica
Lineage: Eukaryota; Metazoa; Chordata; Actinopteri; Cypriniformes; Nemacheilidae
Exons: 7
Coding region: 502-1815 (437 amino acids)
Source: RefSeq, a predicted model, not a curated record
UGUAAGAAGCAGAAAUUUGUGCUCGUGUUUGAUGUUGUUAUAUUUCGAUUUUUAACACCUCAAAUGUUUGUUUAAUACAUAUAAAGUUUACACUUGCAGUGUCGAGUUAACAUUUUCUUCUAACGUUGCAAAUUGAUGGACGAAAACAUACACAUUUAUCUGUUCAAGCGUACUUGACAACUGAUGUUGUUUGUGAAAUCUAUUGGUAUAUCCAUUGCGUGAGACAUUGAGAUUGAACAAUUGCUAGAUCUGUUUUUGGAGCCAUUGUGUGAUCUACAGCCGAAUUCACUAUUGUGAUACUGUGAGAUCCAGUCCAGGAUCAAUUGAGAUUUUGAAUCCCUAGCAAGGUCUGCUGACAGAUAAACUGCUAGAUCCAUCGUGAGACCCACUGCAACUCCAGUGCCGGAUCAUCUGAGAGAUCCCUAGCGAGGUCUGCUGACAGAUCAACUGCUAGAUCCAUUGCAAGUCCAGUGCCGGAUCAAUUGAGAGAUUCAUAGCAAGAUGAAGCUGUUGAGGAAAUCGUUUAGCUCCUGCAAGACGCAGCAGAGCUUAAACAGCAAAGGACAACAGUAUUCCAGUCAGGAAAACUAUCCAACACUGGCGGAUUCCAGUAAAAUGAAGAAAAAGACCCGAAGAGAAACAGACCAGUUUUCAUCUGCGACAGUGGCUAGACCACGGAAGGAUGAGGUGACAUCUGAACCGUCACCUCAUUACACAUUUCACAAAAGCUUUCUUCAUGAAGAAAUACUGCCAAAUGUGCCAUUCAACACCAAUCCUCCUGAUGAGACCAAAAUACCACCACUGUCGCCAUCUAACACAGUGCAGGAACAGAAUGAGGAAUACAGGAGGUACUGCCUAAAAAAGAAGGAAAGAAAGCUCAAGAAGGUGAAAAUAAUUGAACAUCCACCACCUUCUACUAAACACCACGCCUGGAUGGAGAAAGACAACACGCGAGAUUCAAAGGUGAGGGGAGAAGGCAGUAUUAUUAAGUUGAGAAGAAAGAAACAGAAGAAAGAUGCUGAACCUCAACAAGAUGAAAUCGAGGUUGCAGUGGAGUUGAUGAAACCACUCAAAGGGCAAGAACAAAGAAAGGAAAAGAUGGUCAUGAUUAUUGAUGAUCAUCUGCCACGUCCUUCUGAGGAGAAACAUGCCUGGGAAGAGAAGUGUGACGUCCCAGUCGUCCAAAGAGAAGGGGACAAACAAGAACAGAAGGAGGUUAACAUGACUACAAAAGUCAGAACUCUACCAUCCUCUAAGUUACCAGCAUCAUCUGCUUCAGUGGUUAGACUGUGGAAGGAUGGGGUGACAUCUAAAUCUGAACCGUACAGAUUUAACAAAGGCUUUACUUAUGAAAUAAUAUUGCCAAAUGUGCCAUUGGACACCGCUCCAUGUGAUGUGCCAUUCGUCCGGAGAGAACAAGAAAAACAGGAAAAAAAGGAGAUGCAGGAGGUUAAAAAGACUGCAAAAGUCAGUACUCCACCAACAACUGAGGGACAGGGUGUUCAGACGGUAGAUCCAUGCAUUUUGAAAGUUGUGCAGGAACCUGAGGAGCCAUUGGAAACGAUGAACAUCUUCACAACGACAGAACUAAAGGCCUAUGAAAGGAGACAGCUAAUGCUAUAUAAGGAAGGAAAAGAGCAAGAGAGACAAAGGAGAAUCGAGCUUGGAGAACAAGUCGACAAUCCAUCGCUGAAAAAACGACUCCUCAAAAAGUGCAGCAAGUUACUCAAUAAGACUGUUCUCCAUCAGAGUUCUGCAGCGGUCCCUAUACAUCCGCACCUGUCCCAAACCCAGUGUCAUUUAUUUUAUAUUUAAUUUUACUAUUUCAUUAAAUUAUUUUAAUUUAUUUUUGUCAU